GUUUUCCUAAAGUUAAUUUUCUUUUUACAUUUGCUAAUUUUGCUUCCAACUUAUGAAGCCAUAACCGGAUUCCUGCGGGUACGGAUACAGGGCAGUCACCGGCCGCAGAAUCUCUUCCAUCUUUUCAAGUCUUAUUAGCACUUGUUUCCGAGCAAAAUAGUACUCCUCACCGUCAAGGUCUCAAGGAUUUGCCAUAUCAGAUCUGACCUUCAAAAAAUCCAACUUACACUGUGAUCAGCAGCUCAUUCCUUCCUCCUCAAUGGAGGACGCUUAUGCUAGAUCCGUACCCGAGGUUCUUGAGUUUUUCGGCGUGGAAUUAUCCAAAGGUCUUACAGAUUCACAGGUUGUACAUCAUACUAGGUUGUAUGGAAGAAAUGUGCUGCCUCAAGAAAAAUGUACUCCUUUCUGGAAGCUGGUUCUGAAGCAAUUUGAUGAUUUGCUGGUUAAGAUCUUAAUUGUAGCUGCCUUUGUUUCGUUCUUUUUGGCAUUGGCUAAUGGUGAGACAGGGUUGACAGCCUUUUUGGAGCCUUCUGUCAUCUUGAUGAUAUUGGCUGCAAAUGCUGCUGUAGGUGUAAUCACGGAAACAAAUGCUGAAAAGGCUCUCGAGGAACUACGUGCCUACCAAGCUGAUGUUGCUACUGUUCUUCGCAAUGGUUGCUUUUCAAUAUUACCAGCUACAGACCUUGUCCCUGGGGAUAUUGUAGAAGUCAGUGUGGGUUGCAAAGUUCCCGCAGAUAUGAGAAUGGUAGAGAUUUUGAGCAAUCAACUGCGUGUGGACCAGGCAAUUCUUACUGGUGAAAGCUGCUCUGUGGAGAAAGAACUUGAUGCAACGACAACUACCAAUGCAGUGUACCAAGAUAAGACAAACAUCCUCUUCUCAGGCACAAUAGUGGUUGCGGGCAGAGCAAGAGCUGUUGUUGUUGCGGUUGGAUCAAAUACUGCUAUGGGCAGUAUACGUGAUUCUAUGCUAAAUACUGAAGAAGAAGCUACACCCUUGAAGAAAAAGUUGGAUGAAUUCGGAACCUUCCUUGCAAAGGUUAUUGCAGGUAUUUGUGUUUUGGUUUGGGCUGUAAACAUCGGUCAUUUUAGUGAUCCUGCCCAUGGUGGUUUCCUCCGAGGUGCAAUACACUACUUUAAGAUUGCGGUCGCACUUGCUGUUGCUGCUAUUCCUGAAGGACUUCCUGCAGUUGUCACAACAUGCCUUGCUCUUGGAACAAAAAGAAUGGCUAGGUUAAAUGCUAUUGUCAGAUCCCUACCAUCAGUAGAAACUUUAGGCUGCACAACUGUGAUUUGCAGUGAUAAGACUGGCACUCUGACAACAAACAUGAUGUCUGUGUCUAAGAUUUGCGUGCUUCACACUAAGAAUCACGGCCCAGAUGCUAUCGAGUACAGUGUUAGUGGUGCAACAUAUGCCCCUGAGGGUUUUGUAAUUGACAACACAGGUGUCCAGCUUGAGAUUCCUGCCCAAUCUCCGUGUCUUCUUCAUAUAGCGAUGUGUUCAGCUCUUUGCAAUGAGUCUGUCUUACGAUACAAUCCUGAAAAGAAGGCUUAUGAAAAAAUUGGCGAGUCAACUGAAGUAGCCCUUCGUGUGUUGGCUGAAAAGAUUGGUCUUCCUGGUUUUGAUUCUAUGCCAUCUGCAUUAAAUAUGCUAAGCAAGCAUGAGCGUGCAUCCUAUUGCAAUCGUUAUUGGGAAAGCCAAUUUAAAAAGGUAUCCUCCUUGGAUUUUUCUCGGGACCGUAAAAUGAUGAGUGUACUUUGCAGCAGAAAGCAGAUGGAUAUUAUGUUCUCAAAAGGUGCACCAGAAAGCAUACUUUCUAGAUGCACUGAUAUUCUCUGCAAUGAUGAUGGCUCUACAAUUCCUCUUUCUGCAAAUAUUAAGGCACAGUUAGAAUCAAAGUUUGACAGUUUUGCAGGAAAAGAAAGUCUAAGAUGCCUGGCUCUAGCUUUGAAAAGGAUUCCUGUUGGCCAACAGUCGCUCUCCUUUGAUGAUGAAAAAGACCUUACGUUUGUUGGAUUGGUUGGAAUGCUUGAUCCUCCAAGGGAGGAAGUGAGAAAUGCAAUCCUUUCAUGUAUAACUGCUGGUAUACGUGUAAUAGUUGUCACUGGAGAUAACAAGGUCACAGCAGAAUCACUGUGCCGAAAGAUUGGUGCUUUUGACCGCUUUGGAGAUUUUGAUGGUCUAUCUUAUACUGCUAGCCAGUUUGAAGAACUACCAGCAUCGCAAAAGAUUGUGGCAUUGCAAAGAAUGACACUUCUGUCCAGGGUUGAGCCAUCUCAUAAAAGGAUGCUAGUUGAAGCCUUACAGAAUCAAAGUGAAGUGGUUGCAAUGACUGGGGAUGGAGUCAAUGAUGCACCUGCCCUUAAGAAAGCGGACAUUGGGAUUGCCAUGGGAUCAGGAACAGCUGUUGCAAAGAGUGCUUCAGAUAUGGUUUUGGCUGAUGACAAUUUUGCAUCAAUCGUUGCGGCUGUUGCAGAGGGUAGGGCUAUAUACAACAACACGAAGCAGUUCAUCAGAUACAUGAUAUCUUCAAAUAUUGGUGAAGUAGUGUGCAUUUUUGUUGCGGCUAUGCUUGGAAUACCUGACACACUUGCACCAGUCCAGUUGCUGUGGGUAAAUUUGGUUACUGAUGGCUUGCCUGCCACUGCUAUUGGAUUCAAUAAGCAAGACUCAGAUGUUAUGAAGACUAAACCUCGCAAGGUUAAUGAAGCAGUUGUUAGUGGCUGGCUGUUCUUUCGGUAUCUUGUUAUUGGAGCGUAUGUUGGACUAGCCACUAUUGCGGGAUUCAUAUGGUGGUUUAUUUAUUAUGAUAAUGGGCCUAAACUUCCAUAUGGUGAAUUGAUGAAGUUUGACAGCUGCUCAAUGAGGGAAACUAGCUAUUCUUGCAGCAUAUUUAGUGAUCGGCACCCAUCUACCAUUUCAAUGACAGUGCUUGUUGUUGUUGAGAUGUUCAAUGCACUAAAUAAUCUUAGUGAAAAUCAAUCCCUGCUUGCCAUCCCCCCGUGGAGUAAUUUGUGGCUUGUUGCUUCGAUUGUUCUGACAAUGCUGCUUCAUGCACUCAUUCUGUAUGUGCAACCAUUAUCUGUUCUCUUCUCUGUCACACCACUUAGUUGGACGGAAUGGACCGCUGUGUUAUAUCUUUCUUUUCCUGUAAUACUAAUUGAUGAGAUACUAAAAUUCUUCUCUAGGAAUUCAGGCACGAGAUUCAAGCUUAGGUUCAGACGACGGCCAGAUUUGCUGCCGAAGAGAGAAAUUCGCGACAAGUGACAGAGGAAAGCUGACUGAAGUUUAUGAACAAUGAAUGAAGUCAUGAAGACCUCUCUCCAUAGGACCAUAGCUAAGUUAUUGCACAAAGUUGAUGCAUGUAUUCUUUUUUUACCUCUAUAUACCCUUUGGCAUACAAGGUGUCCCUUGUAAAGUUAUAUCUAUAGAGAGUAUUUAAUCGUUUGCACACUAAACUCUUCAGUUUUGCUACAUUAUUUUUGGAUUACAUGAUCGUCAUUAUUCUUUUCUUUUUGCUAGAAAAUGCUGCUUUCACCGAGUAAAUUACUUCAGACAUUUUAGUGACGUUCUCACUCAAA
Messenger RNA from Cuscuta europaea, 3579 nucleotides. Lineage: Eukaryota; Viridiplantae; Streptophyta; Magnoliopsida; Solanales; Convolvulaceae. The record is from the annotation of a GenBank genome assembly.